AUGCCUUUUUUAUUUUCCUGUUUAGGCCCUGUACCGAUAUACACACGUCCUGCACAACAUCCUGCCAUUCAAAGCGCAUUUACAAGAGACCAAGCAGCCAGACCGAGUUUAAACGCCGAUUAUGAACGCAAAUCUCAAAAUCUUGCUCUGUCGUUCGAGAAAAACCCUCAGUUAACUACAUCCAAGUCUGCCCUCCAGAAGCAGCAGAAUACGUUCGAGACAGAGAGCCCGCAAUCGGAGACUGUGAGUGCGGCGUUCAACAAUGAUGAUCAAUACACGCGGCUAGCGUCAGGCUAUGACCAAUACAAAGCUCAACCAAAGCAUGAUUUACUUCAGACAUUUUACCCCGGCACUCUUCAAGAUCGCUCCAAAACACGCUUCACCGUAGCUGUUGGACAACCUCUUUAUAAGACACCGACAUUUUCCAAAGCUCCAGCACUAAAUGGUGAACAAGACAUGCCAAACAAGGGUUCUUUACUAAAAACAGCAAUGAAGAACUUCGGUUACUCUGCCUUGAAGAGGCCUGUCAUGGCGAACGCGUUCAAUAGCGCUCAAGUUAAACCUAAGAUAGACAACAAACCGGCUGAUGAAACCAACUAUUCUGAUGAAAAUAUCGAUGACACGCAUGCUGAUAUGCGCGAUCCAGAGAAAGAUGCAGACAGUAUUGACAUUGGUUCUAUUGAUCAAAAACCCGCUCCCGAGUCUGGGAUUGACAACGAAAAACCAGUCAACGGUGCCACAAACAUGCCAAGCAUGCCUGUAGGUCGGAGACCUGGUAGUGAACUAAGACCUAUUAAUUCAAACUCGUUAAGCGGCUUCCAAAAACCAGGUAUAAAGAACAUUUCUGUAGUGAAAGGAAGUCCACUGCUUGUAAAGAGUCCUAUAAAGAGUGCUUCACCAGCUGUCAACAUUCCCCACCCAUCAAUCAACCUCGAGGUCCUCAAAAAUAAAAUCAUGCACAGCACCAAUGCAACAUUCUUGCGACGCAUGCUCACUCUCAUCCAAAAGAUCACUCAUCACAAAGAUUAUCAGAAGCUCCAGGGUCCCGCAAGGAGCUUUGUUGCGCAAGCGAAUACAGCUGUCCAAGCCCUUAACAAAGCCUACAACGAGCGGGUCUCGACUACACCUGUUGGCUUUGUAGAGACAAGUAACCCUCUUUACGAAAGUGCGCUGAGAAAGAAGUCUACAGUCCAAACGGGGCUAAAUGCGGCGGGUUACAAUAACAGAUUGCCUGGUGCUACCAACCAGUUUUACGGAAAUGAUUUUGCGCUGGGAAAAAAGUCCGCUGUUCAAGCACUUAACAGCGGGUUCAACAACGGAGUUGCGAUGUCAACGGCCCCUCAGAGAGCUGAUAACCAGUUUUACGGAAAUGGCUAUUCGUUAGUCAAAAAGUUUCAAAUUGAAAGAAAUCCAUAUUACCAGAACUAUUAUCAAUACAGACAACCAUACUACAGAAACAUUUUAAGCAUGCGAUAUGGUUUGUACAACGGCAAUACACCAUGA
This is a messenger RNA of Porites evermanni, 1503 nucleotides long. Lineage: Eukaryota; Metazoa; Cnidaria; Anthozoa; Scleractinia; Poritidae. The record is from the annotation of a GenBank genome assembly.